Sinocyclocheilus anshuiensis is the source of this 948-nucleotide messenger RNA. Its product is annotated as gastrula zinc finger protein XlCGF7.1-like. Gene Ontology annotation, biological process: regulation of transcription by RNA polymerase II. The record is from RefSeq and is a predicted model, not a curated record. The coding region runs from base 1 to 795 and encodes 264 amino acids. Gene Ontology annotation, cellular component: chromatin; PcG protein complex; transcription regulator complex. The transcript has 2 exons. Lineage: Eukaryota; Metazoa; Chordata; Actinopteri; Cypriniformes; Cyprinidae. Gene Ontology annotation, molecular function: DNA-binding transcription factor activity, RNA polymerase II-specific; RNA polymerase II cis-regulatory region sequence-specific DNA binding.
AUGGAGUUGAUUGAAGAAAACGAGGAGAAUGAAGAGGAGAAACAUCACGUCAAAACUGGAGAAAAACCUUUGAGUCGCUCUCAAACCAAAGAGAAAGAUUUAAAGAAAAGCAGAGACAAGAAAAGUUUCACCUGCACUCAGUGUGGAAAGAGUUUGGCAUGCAAACAGAGUCUCGAGUUUCACAUGAUGAUCCACACUGGAGAGAAACCAUACACAUGUGAUCAGUGUGAGAAGAGUUUCAGACAAUCAGCAAACCUUAAGAAACACAUGAACAUUCACACCAGAGAGAAGCUGCAUGAAUGUGAUCAGUGUGGAAAAACAUUUUUGUGGGCUUCAAACCUGAAGAGUCACCUGAAAGUUCAUUCAAAAGAGAAACCACAUUCAUGUUCUUUGUGUAGAAAGAGUUUUUCACUGCUGAAGAAUUUAAAAUUACAUCAGAAGAUACACACUGCUGUGAGAGAUUAUAUGUGCUUUGAGUGUGAGAAGACUUUUAUUACAGCUGAACAUUUGAAGCAGCACCAGAGGAUCCACACUGGAGAGAAACCUUACAUGUGUUCACACUGUGACAAGAGAUUCGCUCAGUUAGCAUCUCUGAAUUCACAUGAGAGGAUUCACACUGGAGAGAAACCUUACAAGUGUUCACACUGCGACAAGAGAUUCAUUCGGACAGCACAUCUGAAAUCACACGAGAGGAUCCACACUGGAGAGAAACCGUAUCACUGCACUGCAUGCGGGAAGAGUUUCACUCAUUCAUCUAAUCUAUGCAGGCAUAACAAAAAGAUUCACAGUCAGUAGAUCAUCUUCAGAUGCAGCACUUUCAGGUCUGACGCCUCAUCCUCACCAAACGUGACACAAUAAUGCGUCAAGCAAUAAAAUCUCGUCUAUAUAAAUCUGUCCUAACAAAGAAACAUCAUCUUAAGUCCCCAUGAACAAAGUUCAUCUUCAAGA